Messenger RNA from Lampris incognitus (smalleye Pacific opah), 2275 nucleotides. Its product is annotated as TRAF3-interacting JNK-activating modulator. The coding region runs from base 180 to 1964 and encodes 594 amino acids. The transcript has 14 exons. The record is from RefSeq and is a predicted model, not a curated record. NCBI's taxonomy places the organism in Eukaryota, Metazoa, Chordata, Actinopteri, Lampriformes, Lampridae.
CAUUACUUCCUGUAAAAUAUGUUUGACUAAAACAGCUACAAGACAAACACCGUAACUACCGGACACUAUUUUAGAAGAGAAAGCAAAUGGAUGGCUUUAUAGCCACUCCCCAGGACCUCAUCACAAUCAAUGAAAUGGCUCUGAAAGUUUGAGCCGCUGUAACAGCCAGAAGAUCCACCAUGGACACCCUGGACAUGAGUCUAACACAGCCCUCUGCAGGGAAAUAUUUUGAUCAAAUACAGGAGAGAAGAGCAGCAAAACAUGAGUUCCUACGCGGACGCAACAAUGUGACCUCAUGUCGGAGCCCCACGAGGGAAUUUGAUACAAGAUUAUUGAAAGACGAACUACACUAUAAGAGACACCUGGAGUUUCAGAGGAGAAGACCAGUAAGCCCUGACCAAGGCUCCUUAAAGUCUAUGAAGGAACGAUACCAUCCUGCAAAGAGAAAACCGCUGGCAAAGAUAUAUUCAGCAAAACAUCCUGGUCUGAUCGGUGAAUCAGAGACAUUGAAAACAAAUAUCAAAGUAACCCCAUUGUCAGAUGGACACUCACUGGUGAUGUUCACACCAGGCAGCGGCACAGGAAGUGAUGACCCAAGCACUAGUGAAUGGGUUUCAUUGUGGUCAGAACCUAUACCAGUGGCAAGGCAAGGAAAAAAUCAUACAAAAAAGCAAGUGGCACCAUCAUCUACCUCCACACCAGUGAUCCAGGAACCCACCCAGCAGAAAGUGGAAGGCAAAAAAACAAACACCAGAACAGCGUUCCAAAAUGGAAAGAUUCCCCAAGCUGAAAAAGUCUCCCUUCCGAAAGAAAUGAUUUUGCAGAAAAAGACCCUGCAUGAAACCAGUGUACAGACAGAGCCUGGCUUUGUCACUGUAAAAGCAUUGGAUAUUCACCGGCUUGCUGACUACCUGAAGGAAGCUCUGUGGAGAGAAGAGGCAGUAAAGAAGAAGCUGGCUGUCCUUCAAGAGAAUGCUUCCACCCUCGCGAACUCCUCCAACACAAUAUGGACGGCUCACUGCAAUGAAGAUCUGCUGAGAAACCAGAUCAAGGCUCUGGAGGCACAGCUCCAAGUCUGCUUGCAGACAUUUCCUAAGGAUGGAAUGAAGAAACUGUUAGUACAGAUGGAGAAGCAGAAACUGGUAUAUGAAGAGAAGGCUCUGGCUGCCCUACAGAAAGCCACACAGGAGAAGGCUGAGGCCCUCAGUAAGGCCGACAUCCUCCAGGAAGCUCUGCAGGGGGCCAAGGUGGAAGCGUUGAGAUGGCAGGGCCUGUAUGAGGAGCUGAAACAGAAUACGGGCCAGUUGAAGGAGAGUCAAGAGCUCUGCAUUGGACAGCUGCAACAGCUGCACAGCCAACUGCAGCUGUCUAGGGGCCGAGAGGCAGAGCUGACAGAGAUAGUGGAGUCACUGCACCAAGAGAAGAAGGAGCUUCUGUACAACAUCUCUGUGCUGGAAGAGGACAACCAGAUGCUGAGAGAUGAAAUCCAGAGCCUCAGAGAUGACAGCGCAGAGCGCCGUGACUCCGUGGUACAGAUGUCUGUGCCGCCAGGGGUGCCAGAGGAGAACCAGGUGAUGAAGAGGAGCUCCCAAUUGGAGAAAGAGCUCCACCAAACUAAGGACAAACUCCAACAAAAGGAGAGAGAGUGUGAGGAGCUGGAGACAGAGCUAGAAGCUGUGGAGCAGGAGUGUCAGUCCAGCCAGGCCCGACUGACACAAUGCAGGGAUGAGCUUCGACAGCUCAGCCAUCGUCACAGCAGAAGGAACUUGUGUGGCUCCUGGAGGAAGGUGUGCCUGUUCCUUGUUCUACUCCUGGCUGUGGCAGCGGUCGCCAUGCUAUGGUUCUGGCACCCCCCAUUCAGAGAUCAGUUGGAAGACGUGUACUCGGACAUAGAGACACGCAUCGAAGGUUAUCUAAUGGAAAUGGCCUCUCCUCGGCACUCAGGGUGUUUCAGACCAAUAUGAAUAUGAACACUGCUCGGGGAUGUUAUUCUUCUGUAACCAAGUCUAGUUACACAUGUGAAAAUAAGAUUUCUUCAGGGUGUUGUUUAUUUAUUUAUUUGUAGCGUUAUAUUUUAAAACCACUAUGUGUAUUCCUUAAUAAUUUGGGAUUUUUUUAGAAACAUAGCUCAGUUGAAUGUAAGAGAUAUGACAUAACGCACUGACUUCCAUGCCGCGUACUGUACUGAAAAAAGUUCAAACACACAUGAGAACAUUCAGUAGCAAAAAGCAGCCGUUUAUUAUCAUUAUUAUUAUUAUUAUUAUUAUUAUUAUUA